AUGGCCGAGCCCGAGAGCGACGCUAUCAGCCAUGAGCCUGAUGCAGUCGCAGCACCAUCCCUCAUCCCAUCCAAGAGACCAGCGUCUGAAAAUGGAGAGUCGACGAACGCAACGCCCAAGAAGCUCAAGGAUGGCGCCGAAGCUAUCAGUGUUAAAGAUGCGGCUAAGAAGCUGUUCUUUCCCACCGAGGAGGAAUUAUCUGAACAGGAACUCAGCCAGCUAAGCAAGAUCAUAUUUGGCGAUUAUCUAAAAUUGUACAAGGUCCCAUCAGCUUCGUUGACGGAAGACAUCCGACAGUUCCGCCUCGUCAAAGGAUCUCAGGUUCCGUUUAGACUAGUUUGCGGAUUCCAGCUGUGGUUGCGCGAGACAGGCCAGCAUGCGUCUCAAGCGGUUUUUUUCUCACGUCUAUCGAAGAAACUUCGCAGGUUGCUUCGGGAUGGCAGCGAAGAGGAUGCCAGUCCGAACAACUCUAACAUGGGUGCGAUCAAUCCCAAGAGGACUAGGCAGACGAGCAGAGACAUCCAUAAGUCUAAUUUUGGCCUGUACGAAGUACUACAACUGGUUGACGACUUGAGUGUGAUCGUUGCAGAAGGCUUGAACAUGCUCCGCAGGAUACGUCGUUUCAAAGAAGAGAUCGAAGAUAUCGAUGAUCCCACCCUAAUCGAUCGGGAGGGAAGAUAUACCAGCAUCAGCGUUUGGAACAUACAUUCUGGAAAGAGGGUUAAGGAAGUCGCAAAGAGCGUCGGUAGUGCUCUGAAAGAGUUGGUGCCUCGGAUAAGAGAUCUUCGCAAAGAAUACCACAUGUUGAAAACAGUGGACAAAGUAAGCUGGGAUGCAGUCCAUGGCCAGAGCGGAUCUCGCGACGAUCUCCUGAAAAUGUGCAUGCACAACUGGAUUCUCUACAGGUUAAGGACGCCGCCAGCAGUAGUUGUAAGCAAUGAUUUUGCUGCAAGAUGGAGAUGCUGGAAGGCACUGGCACAGGUAGAUGCCCUGGAGAGAUUGAUGUGGCACCGCGAAGACUUGCAGGCAGCACUUCAGGCGCUUGAGAAGGCCGUUGGCUGA
Messenger RNA from Parastagonospora nodorum SN15, 1062 nucleotides. RefSeq lists its product as hypothetical. The coding region runs from base 1 to 1062 and encodes 353 amino acids. NCBI's taxonomy places the organism in Eukaryota, Fungi, Ascomycota, Dothideomycetes, Pleosporales, Phaeosphaeriaceae. The record is from RefSeq and is a predicted model, not a curated record. The transcript has 2 exons.